AUGGCCGGCAAACAUGCAAAUGAUGGCCCAACAAAGCUGAGGAUUAUCCUCGUUGGGAAGACUGGAGCUGGGAAGACUUCAACCAUCAACACGUUCCUGGGUAAACCUGCUGUGAAGAAGAACCGGCUUCUCUCAGGUACAACACCGUGCAAGACGGAGACGGCACAGUUUGGAGACCAAGAACUGGUUUUAGUUGAUACUCCUGGUCUGUGCCACACCAAGUUUACAAAAGAGGAAGUGCUGAGCGAGAUCACUGCAUCCGUGUUUGAGGCUGAUCAGGGUCCUCAUGUGUUCCUGUAUGUGCAAAAAUGGGAGGGAGACAACACAGAAGACGAGAAACGAGUGGAAGCUCUGAAGAAGAUGUUUGGCGACGCGUCAGGGCCUUACUUUUUCCUCCUGAUGACUCAUGUAGAUGGAGCUGAGGAUGAGAUAACAAAGUUUACUCAGAGAGUCGGUUUUAAAACAGAGAACUACUGUGUCCUUAACAACAAAGGUGAAAAAGAGCAGAAAGCUGAAAAAGUAAAGGAGCUGGUGGACAAAAUCAACCAGGUGGUGCAAACUAACAAGGCAGAGGGCAAAGAUUAUUACACCAAGGAAAUGUUGGAAGAACAUAAGAACAGGCUGAAACCAACAUAUCAGGUCAGUGCUGCAAACAGGGAGCUGAGCUCGGUGGUGGAGGGCUUGUUAGCUCCUGUGCUGGGUGAAGAGCUGACUCUGUCUGUGCUUGAAUAUAACUCUUCACUGUCGAAGGAGUUUGAUGAGAGGCUGUAG
Neolamprologus brichardi is the source of this 771-nucleotide messenger RNA. Its product is annotated as GTPase IMAP family member 9-like. Lineage: Eukaryota; Metazoa; Chordata; Actinopteri; Cichliformes; Cichlidae. The record is from RefSeq and is a predicted model, not a curated record. Gene Ontology annotation, molecular function: GTP binding.